AUGACUUUAGAAGACCCAUUUUACGUCGUCAAGGAUGAGGUGUUCAAGGCACUAAACAAAACAAGGGGCCUUUAUUUACGCUGGCAAGAGUUGUCAAAAUCACCUCCAGUGCCCAAUAGCCCGGAAGUUGAGUGGACCUCAACAGAGCUGAAGAAUGCACUACGUAGUAUUGAGUGGGAUUUGGAGGACUUAGAAGACACAAUUAGUAUAGUAGAAAAAAACUCAUCAAAAUUUAAGAUUGAUAACAAGGAGAUUUGUGAACGAAGGGCAUUUAUUGAGGCUACAAAAAAAGAAGUAAAGAUUAUGAAAGGCAAGAUGACUUCAAACAGAAAGAAUGAUAUUGAUGGGACAGCACGAGAGCCUCUACUGGGUGAGGAGAGCCCAAUACAUUUUGGUAAUUUCUGGGCAACAACGCCUCAGAGUUCCAGAUACUCGAGGUUAGCGAAUCAGACUGACAGUCCGCCGCCAUUUGAUAUGUACGAAAGUGAUAUAAUGUCUCUGCAAGAGGAGAUGUUAAUGAAUCAAGAUAAUCAGUUGAAUGUUAUCAGUAAUUCUGCCGCUAAUCUGAAGACAGUUUCAAAGCAAAUUGGUAAUGAACUGGACGAACAAGCUGUUAUGUUGGACGACAUGAAUACGGUACUCGAAAAUUCCGGCUCCAGAUUAGAUUCUACUGUAAAGAAAGUUGCAAGAGUUAUUCAAAUGAAUAAUGAUCGACGUCAAUGGCUGGUGAUUCUGGUUUUAAUUGGACUUCUGCUUCUUAUUUUAUUACUGUUUAUUAUUCUAUAAGUAACUUCUAUCUAGCAUUACUCCAAACAGUAUAUUAUCUUGCCCUUUUGUAUUGUAUCCAUUUUGAUUGUAGAUUAUUAGGUAAGUUUUAUGUAUCAUGAGAGUAUAAUUUAUUUUAUUGUAACUGGUUUGAAUAUCGCCUUCUUUUUUGUAAUGUAUUUGUGUACCGUAUAAUUUUCUAUCUCGAAAACAUUCUUAGGAAAAAACCUUAUAUCCUACAUUGUCUUAUUUAAAUUUGUUUGUUUUAAUUGUUAAGGUCCUGUCCCACCAAAUUAUAGUCUGAUAACAAUCCAACA
Papilio polytes (common Mormon) is the source of this 1082-nucleotide messenger RNA. It is a transcript of the gene Syx6, whose product is annotated as syntaxin-6. Gene Ontology annotation, cellular component: membrane. The record is from RefSeq and is a predicted model, not a curated record. Gene Ontology annotation, biological process: Golgi vesicle transport. The transcript has 6 exons. The coding region runs from base 1 to 786 and encodes 261 amino acids. Lineage: Eukaryota; Metazoa; Arthropoda; Insecta; Lepidoptera; Papilionidae.